CCAUGCAUUCCACUCUACUGCCAGUCGCGUCGGUAUACAAGAGGUUCAGUUAAAUUCUUUGCGCCAAUUUACGUGUUUUUUGACUCGGCUAAAAUGGAAAAUCGCUUAGCGGAAUUAGCUGUGGAACUAUUCGAAAUGAACGCCGUGAAGUUUGGCAGCUUUGUAACUAAAGCCGGCCGGCAGACACCCGUCUACUUUGAUUUGAAAGUAAUCAUUUCACAUCCGCGGUUGAUGAAGUCUGUAUCCACCUUACUCUGGACCCUGGCAGAAAAUGGCAAAAGUGUAUCACAAAUCUGUGGUAUGCCGUAUACUGUGUUGCCAAUUGCUGCGUUGAUGUCAUCAGAAUCAAAUAUACCUCUGCUAAUAAGGACAGAGACUGAAUCCUCUGGGUCAAAAAAAAUAAUUGAGGGCCAAUUCAAACAGGGCGAAAAUUGCCUCAUAAUUGGAGACAUUGUGACGACUGGGAUUAACGUAUUAGAGGCUGUAAAGGACCUAACUGAUGUAGGGUUGAAGGUUAAGGAAGCUAUCAUUAUUCUGGACCAACAGCAGGGUGGUGAUCACAAUCUACGUACAAAGGGUAUCCAAAUGAGGAGCUUAUAUUCUCUCACUAGUUUGAUGCAACACCUAUUGAAUGCGGGCAAAGUGACGUCCGCCAUCGUCGAAGACAUCAAAUAUUAUGUGGAACAAAAUCAGGCUCAAUUAUCCUGCAAAGGGAACUCAGUAAGUCGAUUGAGACUGGACUUCGCAUCACGAGCAAAACUUGCCAAGAACCGAGCAGCAGCAAAUCUGUUCAAUAUAAUGUCGGCAAAGAAAACUACUCUGUGUCUAGCAGUAGACCUGACAAAAGCUGAUAAAAUUUUAAAAUUGGCUGAACUAGCAGGACCGCACAUAGCUGUUUUAAAAACUCAUAUUGACGUAGUUGAAGAUUUUACAUCUGAAUUUGUUGAUAAAUUGAAACAGCUAUCCAAAAAGCACAACUUUCUGAUAAUGGAGGACCGAAAGUUUGCCGAUAUUGGCCACACAGUGUCCUUGCAGUACAGAAAUGGGAUUUAUAAAAUAGCUGAAUGGGCAGAUUUUGUUACUGCCCAUACCGUUCCUGGUUCCGGUGUCAUCUCUGGCUUACAAGACGGACUGAAGGGGAUUAACGAAGAUCGGGGAAUAUUUUUGGUCACAGAAAUGUCUAGUGAAGGAGCCUUGACCAUAGGAGAAUAUGUGAAACAUUCUGUUCUUUUGUCUGAAACAUCAAACCUGAUAGCUGGUUUAGUGUGUCAGUCUAAUACGUUCGACGAUCCAGGUUUGAUACAGCUCACACCAGGUAUUAGAUUGGAAGAGUCCCGCGAUGAUUUGGGACAACAAUACAGGACUCCUCAAAUGGUGAUUAAUGCUGGGGCAGAUUUAGCCGUUGUCGGUAGGGGUGUUACAGCUGCGCAGGACAAAUUGUUAGCCAUCAUUCGGUACAAAGAAAAACUGUGGCAAGCCUAUAAUGAAAGGAUUAGUAGUUGAAAUGACACGCAUCAUUCUGUUUUUUGUGAUGUGAAGUAUGAGAUGAAAGUUGAGAAACACCUACUUGACUUGGACAAGGAGACGAUUCGUGUUCACCUGGAUCGGAAGAGCUGACAGCUGAUCAUGUACAAUAUACGUUGCAAUAAGUAAUUUGGAAAUGUAUUUCUUAUUCAGUGUUUCAUCAAAUGGAUAUACACACAGCAUACCCAAGAGAAAUUAUUUUUAACAGAAUAAAUCGAUGAAAGGAAGCAUUUACGGAAAGUAUUGGUCAUGAAGUUCCUCUGCUAAUAUGUCACAAAAGAUUGGGAUGAGGAACUUCAGUCACUCAAAUUAAUUAUUGUAACAAUAAGGCAUGGAGUUGAAUGGUGUUGGAGAAAUUCACGAUGAGAUUUACAGUGCUCCACCUUCACAUUGUGUAACAAUUCUGAAGCAUUAUCGUACAUCAGACAUAAAAUCUUUUGCUGGAUACAUGCAGUUAUUUUGAGCUUCAUUGUCAGUUGAAAAGUAAAUGUCUAAAUUUACACCACAUUGUUCACUACAGUUAGAAGCUAGUCAUCAAAUGAGAUCACCUAUUUAUAAAUAAUGGAUCUCGGUGUACUUGAAUCCAA
Molecule: messenger RNA, 2111 nt
Organism: Diprion similis
Lineage: Eukaryota; Metazoa; Arthropoda; Insecta; Hymenoptera; Diprionidae
Gene: r-l
Product: uridine 5'-monophosphate synthase
Exons: 3
Coding region: 94-1503 (469 amino acids)
Biological process (GO): 'de novo' pyrimidine nucleobase biosynthetic process; 'de novo' UMP biosynthetic process
Molecular function (GO): orotate phosphoribosyltransferase activity; orotidine-5'-phosphate decarboxylase activity
Source: RefSeq, a predicted model, not a curated record